GAAACAAUGAACAACCGAUUCAUUCACAAAUUGCCUAUCCCUUUUAUAUUUUUUACGUUUCUUUUUUACAUAGCUGCCUUCCUAGACGACGACGAUCCCCGCCCCUGCUCCCCGUAACGACUUAUCAUUCGUCCCUGUCGUCGGCCUUCCUAAUCUUCCGUUCGUCGGCGUGACGGCGUCGCCGUUCAAUAAACCUCCCGAUUUCAGUAAACCCUCCCAGCCUCCCUUCUACUCAUAUCCAUUUCAAUAAACCCAAUCUCACGAACACUUCAUUAGAGGGAAGUCCCAAUCAAAACAACGAAAUCACCACCUUACUCUCUCCAUUAAAUUACCCUCUCAUUCUUACUCCCCGAAGUAUCCCCAGCUUUCCCACCUACAAAAUCCUAGUUUUUUUUUUUUUACGCGUUAACUUUAUAUUCGAAGCAGAACUGCUGCGUAUCUGGAUCAACUUCUGUUUCGGAGCGAGGGAUUUUGAAGGUUUCGCGUAGGGCAAAAUAAUAAUGGACAGUAGGAGGAUGAUUAAAAGAGAGGACUCCAAACGAAGACACACCCGUGAUGAUAAUUCCCCCUCCAUCUCGGAUGAAUCCGACAGCCAUGAUUCUUCUCCCCGACGACGCUCUUCUGGGAGAAGUAAAGAACGAAGCCGCAGUAGUAAGCACAGCCGGCGUCGGGAUUCUGAAUCCGAUUCCGAUUCCGAUGACCACAGGAGUAAGAAGAAAAAAAAGGGGACAGGGUCUUCGAAGAAGAUUAGUGAAGACGAGAUCGCUGAGUAUCUAACCAAGAAAGCUCAGAAAAAGGCAACGAAAGUAGCAAAGAAGCUGAGAGCUCAGAAUGUUUAUGGUUAUGCCAAUGACUCCAAUCCGUUUGGUGAUUCCAACCUCAAUGAGAAGUUUGUAUGGAGAAAGAAGAUUGAGCGAGAUGUUAUUCAAGGAGCUCCUCUUGACAUGUUCUCUGUUAAAGCUGAAAAGAAGAAACAGAAAGAAAGAAUGGCCGAAAUUGAAAAAGUUAAAAAGAGAAGGGAGGAAAGGGCCAUUGAAAAAGCACAACAUGAAGAGGAAAUGGCCUUGUUAGCUAGAGAGCGUGCUCGAGCUGAAUUCCAAGAUUGGGAAAAGAAAGAAGAAGAGUUUCAUUUUGAUCAAAGCAAAGUUCGAUCUGGAAUACGGUUGCGUGAAGGGCGUAUCAAGCCAAUUGAUAUAUUAUCAAAGCAUGUUAAUCCUUCUGAUGAAUUUGAUGUAGAAUUAGAGGAGCCAUACAUGGUCUUUAAGGGUUUGACAGUUAAGGAAAUGGAAGAGCUUCAUGAGGACAUAAAAAUGCAUCUAGAUUUGGACAGAGGAACACCAACUCAUAUACAAUAUUGGGAGGCACUAUUGGUGGUAUGUGAGUGGGAAUUAGGUGAGGCACGAAAAAAAGAUACAUUGGAUCGAGCUAGAGUCAGAGGUGAACAACCACCUGCCGAGUUACUUGCAGAAGAAAGAGGUUUGCACUCAAGUAUAGAAGCUGAUGUCAAGAAGCUUCUAGAUGGAAAGUCAUUUCUUGCCCUUGAAGCUCUUCAGUCACAAAUCGAGUCACAAAUGCGUUCAGGCACUGCUAAAGUUGUUGAGUAUUGGGAAGCUGUUCUUAAACGCCUUCACAUCUAUAAAGCCAAGGCUUGCUUAAAGGAAAUUCACAAUAAGAUGUUGAGGAAGCAUCUAGAACAUCUUGAGAAACCAUCAUACGGGGACAUGGAAAGAGACAAAACCGUUUCACCCAAAGUGGAGGAAGAAUCUGAUCAUGAUUCCAAGGGUAUUUCCGUCAAUUCACCCCGUGUCUCUCCUGAACCAAUACCACAGGACAAGACAAUGGAAGAGGAGGAGGAAGAAGAAGAAGAAGCUGGCUCUUUCUCACCGGAGCUGUUACAUGGUGAUGAAAAUGAAGAAGCAAUUGAUCCUGAAGAGGACAGGGCCAUUUUGGAAAGGAAACGUGUGGAAGUAGUGGAAGAACAACAGAGGAAAUUUCAAGAAGCAAUGGCUUCAAGGCCACCACCUCCUUCAUCUGAAGAUAAUAAUUUGGAAAUGAGAGCUGUGAAAAUCAUGGGAGCUAUGGAUAAUGGUGAUGAGGUGUUUGGAAACAGUGAUGAAGUUAAUGUUGAUUCACAGGUGUACUGGUGGCAUGACAAAUAUAGGCCAAGAAAACCCAAGUAUUUCAACAGAGUGCACACGGGAUACGAGUGGAAUAAAUACAAUCAAACUCAUUAUGAUCAUGAUAAUCCACCUCCAAAGAUUGUUCAAGGAUACAAAUUUAAUAUAUUUUAUCCGGAUCUUGUGGAUAAAAUUAAAGCGCCAAUUUAUACAAUUGAAAAGGAUGGUGAUAGUGCUGAAACAUGCAUCAUUCGUUUCCAUGCGGGCCCACCCUACGAAGAUAUCGCAUUUCGCAUAGUGAACAAAGAAUGGGAGUAUUCUCACAAGAAGGGAUUCAAAUGCACGUUUGAACGUGGAAUCUUGCAUGUAUAUUUCAACUUUAAACGUUACAGGUAUCGCAGAUGAGUCAAAGUCAAAGUCAACAGCGUUGACUUUGAGUUCAGUCUUUUCUACAUACUGCUUCUUUGACUUGUACUUUGAGCACGGAUGGUUGUACUUUGUACCUUUGAGCAU
Molecule: messenger RNA, 2630 nt
Organism: Lactuca virosa
Lineage: Eukaryota; Viridiplantae; Streptophyta; Magnoliopsida; Asterales; Asteraceae
Source: the annotation of a GenBank genome assembly